Eimeria maxima is the source of this 726-nucleotide messenger RNA. RefSeq names its product leucine rich repeat protein, putative. Lineage: Eukaryota; Apicomplexa; Conoidasida; Eucoccidiorida; Eimeriidae. The record is from RefSeq and is a predicted model, not a curated record. Gene Ontology annotation, molecular function: protein binding. The coding region runs from base 1 to 726 and encodes 241 amino acids. Gene Ontology annotation, cellular component: cytoplasm. The transcript is spliced from 8 exons.
AUGAAGAUAACAGAGGACCUCAUUCGCCGCAAGUCGGAGCACAAUGAAGGAUCGUUGGAAGAUCUUGAAGAAAUAGCCCUGCACCAGCUUGAAAUUGAAAAGAUUGAGCUCCUUGACCGCUUGUGCAAAGACCUCAAAAUUCUUCUGCUACAGAACAACCUGAUUGACAGGCUUGAAAACCUACGACGACUAAAGCGCCUGGAGUAUCUGAAUGUUGCGUUGAACAAUAUUGUUGUCAUAGAGAACCUGGAACGAUGGACAGGUUUCAGAAGUUUUACGAUCGCAACUUUACUUCAACUGAAGCAACUAGACGGAAAGGUGGUGACUCCUGUUGAACGCAUACAGGCUCUGCGAGCACUUCCCGCUUUAAAAGAAGACCUUGCCAAAGAAAUCCGACCAAAUGAUUCUGAGAAUGCAUACACGCGGGAAAACCGCAAAAGAAUGUACCAGGAGAUGGCUCAUAAAAAGCCAUUUGAAACGUACAACAGCAAGGGCGAAAUCCGUCAAUGCAACCAAGGUCGUCUUAAAUUCACCAUGGACUCUUACAGCCAGCCCGGUCUGAUAGUUGUUACGUUUGAGUUGCCGAGGCACUUAUCGACUAUGCUAAUUGACGUCGACGUGCACCCGAACUACCUUCGAGUGACCGUUAAGGGUAAGGUAACGCAGCUGAGGCUCCCCGAAGAUAUCUCUCCCGACAAUACCAAGGUUAGACUGCUCUCAGCUUAA